This is a messenger RNA of Arabidopsis lyrata subsp. lyrata, 2271 nucleotides long. Its product is annotated as putative F-box/FBD/LRR-repeat protein At3g49030. The record is from RefSeq and is a predicted model, not a curated record. Gene Ontology annotation, molecular function: protein binding. Lineage: Eukaryota; Viridiplantae; Streptophyta; Magnoliopsida; Brassicales; Brassicaceae.
CUUCUUCUUAUCCUUUCUUCUUCUUCGCUUUACUCUGUUCUUCUUCUUCUCCUCACUUGAAACUUUCUUCUUUGUUGCAGGUUUAAUCAAAGGUUCAAUUCCAACAUGCUCCAGCUAUUAAAUAUACAUCUCCAAUUGGUUUUCUCAAACGUUUUGAAACAUAGGAGAAAAUUACUUCACAUAUAUUUUCCAACUCUGAAUUUAGCAGGAGUUUCGUGUCCGUCCAUGAUAAAAAAAUAAAUGGAAGUGGUGCAAAAACUUUUUAGAAAUAUAAAUCAUGUAACAUAAGCCCAUUAGAAAUGUCGUUCGGUUUGGUUUGAUUCUGUUUUUUUGGUAAGGUUAUUUUGCCAACCAAAGCCUAGCUGUUCGUGGAUUUAGGACUUGGCUUUAGAAAAGCCGAGUUAGUAGUGCCCAUUAGAAAAUACCUCUUUGCUUGUGAAUAUGUUGGAUUUGGAUUCGCUUUUUAACCCUAAAAAAAGUCAUCGGUCUCAUACUUGUAACUUGUAAGUCACUCGUCGUCCUCUUUCUUCUCCAGAUCAUGUUCUCGAGUGGAAUCUCUAAUGCAGUAGUUUCGAAACUCUGUUAGGGUUUCCAAUUUGGUUUAUGACAACACAAGUGAAUCGUUUUGAGAUUAAUUAUUGUCAUCAUAUCUUAGUUUUUAGCCGGAUUUUUGUGUUCGACUGCGUUUGCGUUUGGAACUGUUCGUAACGCAUUAGCACUGGGAAGGAUUUUUAGAGAAUUUAUAUCUCUAAUUAACUACAAAAGAACGGAACAACAGUUCAAAACUGAUGGUUUAAGUUUGAGAAAUCAAGGGGCUAUGAAGGAUGACAGAAUCAGUGAGUUGCCUGAAGAUUUGCUUCUGCAGAUAUUGUCUUAUAUUCCAACAGAAAAUGUCAUAGCCACGAGUGUUUUGUCUAAACGUUGGAGAUCUCUAUGGAAGAUGGUGCCAAAUCUCAAGUUUGAUUUUGAGUUUGAUCCUAAGAUUGAAUCUAAGUAUCACCAAACAUUUUCAGAUAAUGUUUACAGGUCCUUGACUCUACAUAAAGCUCAUGUUCUAGAAAGUUUGCAUUUGAACAUUAUACGUGGAACUGAUGGCUUGAAUAUUGGAAUGUGGAUUGCAACUGCAUUUGCACGUCAUGUGCGUAAAUUGGUAUUGAUUAGUUUCUUUGAUGUGGGUAAUGAGAGGAUUAUAUUUCCAAGUGUUUUGUUUAGUAAUGAUACACUUGAGAUCUUGAAAAUCCAGAAUUAUAUUCUUUUAGACCUUCCUUCUCCGGUUUGUUUAAAGUCACUGAGAGAGCUGCGCCUUUACCAUGUAAAAUUCAAAGACGAAGAAUCAGUUUCCAACCUUUUAGGUGGCUGCCCUUGUCUUGAAGAUUUGGUUGUGCAUAGAGAUAGCAAUGUCGAUGUGAAGACUUUCACUAUUGCGGUGCCAUCAUUACAGAGACUAACCAUAGAAGAUUCUAACCCAGGAAGAGGUAAGGGAGGCUAUGUGAUAAAUGCCCCUUGUUUGAAAUACUUGAACAUCGACGGGUUCGACUGGCUUGAGUUUUGUCUGAUUGAGAAUGCACCAGAGCUGGUGGAGGCAGAAAUCAUUGACGUUAUUGAUAUAACCAAUGAGAACAUUCUGGAAUCUCUAACUUCUGUCAAACGUCUUUCCUUAGACUUAUCACUCCUUGAGAUUAAAUUUCCUACUGGUAAAAUCUUCUAUCAGCUAGUAUAUUUAGAGCUAGGUACAUAUAAUAGUAUGUGGUGGAAACUACUUUCGCUCAUGCUCGAUAGCUCUCCUAAAUUACAAAUUCUCAAGCUCAACAAUGCAUAUCUGUGUGAUGAAGAAAAAGGUCUAUACGGACUGAAAUGGAAUCCACCAAAAUGUGUAGCGGAAUGUUUGUUGUUCCAUCUUGAGAAACUCUUGUGGAUAGGAUACGAAUGGCAACAAGGAGAUGAGAAAGAAGUGGCCACAUACAUCCUAGAAAACGCAAGAUGUUUGAAGAAAGCAACUUUCUCCACAAAGAGCAUUGAUCCGGAUAAGAACGAAAAGUUGGAAAAGAGACGUGAGAUGCUCAACGAGUUGGCUAAUGUGAGCAGGGCUUCAAAUUCAUGUCACCUUGUGUUCGAUUCUAUCUAAUCUGCUGAACUUUUAGUAUCUGUGUUUUGGCCAUUGGGAAAUGUAAAAUUCUCAACUUUACCUAUUUAGUGGGAUGCUAAUAUUUGUUGACAUUCUGUGGAAGAUAUUUUGAAGACAAUUCAAGCAGUGGAUUUAACAAUGAACUA